Malassezia restricta is the source of this 1074-nucleotide messenger RNA. Its product is annotated as small subunit ribosomal protein S2. Bases 1 to 1074 code for a protein of 357 amino acids. The record is from RefSeq and is a predicted model, not a curated record. Lineage: Eukaryota; Fungi; Basidiomycota; Malasseziomycetes; Malasseziales; Malasseziaceae. Gene Ontology annotation, cellular component: mitochondrial small ribosomal subunit; ribosome. Gene Ontology annotation, molecular function: structural constituent of ribosome. Gene Ontology annotation, biological process: translation. The transcript has a single exon.
AUGGCAUCGACAGCGCGUCUUUCGCGCGCCGCGUGGCGCGCGCCGCGGCUCGCCCGGAUGUUCUCAUCCGCGCAGGAAAUGAACGCAGGAUUUUUGAUCCCCGAGGAGCCCAUCGACGUGCCGCAAGCGGAUGCCGAGGCCGUGCAGGUCAGUCGCGAACAAACCCAGGCCCAGCUGGCGGCACAGGACCCGGAGGGCGCCCAUGAUGCCCUCGAGCGCCGCAUCCGCCGCAUGAGGCGCGCGAUGAUGAUGGAUAUGGCUGGCUUGGCCAGCACACAAACUCGUGAUACCUCCUUCCGUCCGUUCAAGGUGCGGACGCAGCCGCUGGAAGCGCACCAACUCACGCUGUCCCACCUGUUGGCGGCGACUGCGCAAAUGGGCCAUGCUAAGCAGCAUGUCAAGCGCAGCUUUGAGCCGCUUCUGUAUGGCUACCGCCACGGCAUGGCCGUGAUCGAUGUCGAGCGCGCGACGCUGCCAGCGCUUCGCCGCGCUGCCCAGGUCGUUCGUGGUAUCACGGAAAACGACGGUGUUGUGCUCAUUGUCGGCACACGUCCGGACUUGCGUCCCUCGAUUCGCUCUGCGGUUGAGCGCCUGGGCGCGAAUGGAUUCCAUGUCAGCACCGAGCGGUGGCUGCCAGGUGUGCUCACCAACGCCUCGAAACUCCUGGCCUCUGCGACGCAGUACAGCGUACAGAGCCAGCGCACGCAGGGAAACCUGAAGGACGAGAGUGUGCCCAACAUGACCCAGCUGUCGACGCUAGGCUACCGCCCGGACCUGGUCAUUGUGCUGAAUCCCACGGAAAAUGAGCACGCGAUUCGUGAAGCGACGCAAUGCCAUGUACCCACCAUGGCCAUCAUCGAUACCAAUGUGGACCCACGCUCCGUGACGUACGCGAUCCCGGCGAACGACGACUCGCCGCGCGUAGCAGAGCUUGUCAUGGGCGUGCUGAGCAAGGCGGGCGAAGACGGUCUGCGUCGUCGCCGUGCCGCCCUCGAGGCGUGGGACAAGCACCAGCGCCGCCUCCAAAAACGUCGUCAGGAGCCAGCGCCGCUGCCGUCCGACACCCCCUCAUAG